AUGUCCCCCGCCCAGGCGGCCACUGGCCCGGGCUGCCACCAGCCUGGGGCGUCUUCGCCGAGCCUGUGGGAGCACACUGAGCUGCUGAUCCCCGAUAGUGCCUUGGGCCCCCUGAUAGCAGUCUGCCCCCGGGCCGUGGAGGGGGCAGGUGGGUUCAAGGACCUCUGGGGGCUGCCGAAGGGCUGGGCCCCCUCCCCACCCCGCCGCCCCCCGCGGGACGGGGGGUUCUGGGGUGCGCACUGCCCGCGCCCCACGGAGCAGAGGCAGCCCUGGCCGCGGGGAUUUGGCCCGCACACGUGUGGCGGGGGAACACGCGCGUGGUCCCGGGGCUGGGCAGCCGUGGGGCCCCGCCGUGCCACCCCUCUGUGCCUGCCCCACGGCCCCGGGGCCGAGUCAGCCCCCGGCACCGCCCCGGACACCCCGGACAUCCGCAUCGCCUCCACGCCGAGCGCAGCCCCGCAGAGCGCGGGCCCCGGGCCCUCGGUCUCCUUUGUCCCGGAUCCUCCCGUCCCGGUCACAGCCCCCCUCCCGCAGCCGCUCCGUGUCCAUCCGGGCUCCUCCCGCCGCAUCCCCGCGCCGCUCACCCGCCUCCCGCCCGGCCCGGCGGGGAGGGGACCGGGCUCUCCCCGCCCCGGCGUCCCCGCUGCUCGCGAUGCUCCCGCGGUGCCCCCGGUGCCGCGCCCCCCCCGCUGCGGGCGGAGCGGCCGGGCCGGGCCCCGCCCCCGGGCGCGGCGUCGGUGGGGCGCGGGAGGCGGCCCGGUGCGGCGGCCCCGGUCACCCGCGGGUCCGCCCCGGAGGGGCCGGCCCGGCACCGAGCCCUUCCCCGGUGCCGCCCCUGCGCCCCCCGCGGGUGCCGCCCUCGGCGUCUCCAGCCCCGCGCCGCCCACGCCCCCUCCCACGGGUGCCGCCGCACCAGCUUGUGGCAUUUCGCUCGCCGGAGACGGCGCCGCAAACACGCGCCGGUGCCAGCCGGUGCCGGUGCCGCCGCAGCCCGCGCGGCCACGCGUCCCCCCCACGCGCGGCACCGGCACCGGCACCGGCUUCCCGCACCGCCGCCACCCGCCCUGCCCCGGGCCGGGCCGGGAGCGGCGCGGCGGCACCACGGACAGCGCCGGACCGGCACCGCGAACAGCGCCGCGGUCCCGCGUGGGUGCGCGGCCCGCAGCCCCCCGCGCCCUCCCGGAGGCUCUCUGGGUGCGGGACCCCCGGCCCCGCCGCACCCGCCCCCCGGGCGGCCCCCGAGGUGUCCCGCCGCCCGUGGGGGCAACAGAGCCCGGCGCCGGUCCAGGGAGCGCGGGACAGAGGGAGGGAGGGAAGGAGGGACAGACGGACAGACGGAAGGACGGACGGAGACCACCCUCCGUGUCCCGCGCUCACGGCUCCCCACGCGAGCCCCGCGUCCUUUCCCCGCCGGGGGAACCCAUCACACCCCCGUGUCCCCAUCGGGGGUCCCCCUCGUGGAUCGGGAUGGGCGUGUCCCCCGCGGACGCCCGCAGCGCAUCCCCCGCUGUCGCCGCUGUCCCCGCCGGGAGUCCCCGCGCCCACCCCUGUCCCGCCUGGGGCGGGCCGGCCCGGGAAGGGUUAAGCGGCGGGGCCGGCGCGGGGGGCGGAGCGGCCGCCCCGGGAUAA
Oenanthe melanoleuca is the source of this 1629-nucleotide messenger RNA. RefSeq names its product basic proline-rich protein-like. Bases 1 to 1629 code for a protein of 542 amino acids. The record is from RefSeq and is a predicted model, not a curated record. Lineage: Eukaryota; Metazoa; Chordata; Aves; Passeriformes; Muscicapidae. The transcript has 4 exons.